Molecule: messenger RNA, 1526 nt
Organism: Cylicocyclus nassatus
Lineage: Eukaryota; Metazoa; Nematoda; Chromadorea; Rhabditida; Strongylidae
Source: the annotation of a GenBank genome assembly
AUGAUUUUAGAGGCGUUACAGCGCCCUUCAAAAUUGGCUGCAUAUAAAAAGGAGAGCAAUGAGCCAAUAAUGAAGAUGCUUUGGCCGAAAUACUUGGCGAUCUCGAUCAUCUUUAUACUUUUUGGAUUGAAUGUGUCGGAGGCAGACCAGUCAUCUGAUGAGGGUGUUGCUUACUGUAAAAAUGGCAUCACAUCGAACUUAGAAGUCAGAUCAUCAAUAAUCGCAAAGAUCAAUGACUAUCGUCAGAGAGUAGCUGCUGGAGAGCAAAAGAAUGGGUGGACAGCAUGGUCUGGACAGCCUGGUGAUGUCCCCUCGGACAAUCUUUAUCUUCCUCCGGCAAAAAAUAUGAAAAAAGUGUCGUACGACUGCUCACUCGAAAAAGAAGCUAGCCGUAUUUUGACCAAAAUGGAAUGCAGCAAAGACAUCUCAGAGCAGCAAGAACCUACAAGAGGAUUUGUCUUUGGUUCACGCGACGAUUUGCAUGACAUUCCAUUUGGCUAUCUCGGAGCACACCUCCAUAAGAUUUAUUGGCAUCGUCUUACCAGAGUCGCGCCUGUGACAUACACCAAAAAUGAUGAAGGAUUGAAAAUUUAUGCCAAUAUGAUGCGUGAUACUGCUUCAAGAAUAGGUUGCGCAAACAGGACAUGUUACGAAUCAAGCUCUGGGGAAAAUAUUUAUAUGCGACUAUGCAUCACCGAUCAGAAUAAACUCGAAAUUGGGGACCAAAUAUAUGAAAUGGGUACCAAAGGAAGCUGCGAAUGUGAAUCGCCACUGACUUGUGAGAAUUCGUUGUGCGUUGAAGCUAUUUUCCCUGGAUCGAAUUCCUCCGAGAGCACUUGGUGUGCGUCGUCCGAAAUAAACGACACGAUAAGAAUGUACAUGCAAAAUACUCAUAAUUAUCGUCGAGCGUUGCUCGCUUUGGGAGAAGUUCGGAACAAGCAAGGAAAAAAAUUACGCGCAGCCACAAACAUGAAUCACCUGACUUGGGAUUGUGCACUGGAGAGAGAAGCUCACGAUUUUCUCAGAAGCUGCCCAACGGAAGGCUACGAAAGAUCUGAUGAUAAGAGCCCAGCGCAGAAUUUCUACCGCGGCACAAUUACUGCAAACGAGCCAACAUACAGGGAUAUGAAUAAGAAGACGGUCACAGAGUGGUGGGAACAAGUGCAAAAGGUUACAGGUCUUGACAGAAAUGCCUACUUUCGUUCUAAACACAGGAGUAGUGACAUAAAAUCCUACACUCUGAUGGGCUGGGCUUCGAGUGAAAAAAUGGGUUGCUCCAUUGCUAAGUGUGGUAAGGAUUGGGUGGAAGCGUGCCGAUAUUAUCCGCCAGGAAACCAAGUCAACGCACAGAUGUACAUACCUGGCAAGACAUGCUCUAAAUGCAAACCUUGGAACAGGAUCAUUCGAUGCGGACUUGGACUAUGCUUAUCAAAGAAGUGAACGUGUCCCUCAUUUAAUUGGGAUCUAGUCGGGGUGUAUUUUUCUCUUGCUCUGUGCUGAUUUUUUUACAAUAAAUCUUACAUGGC